Messenger RNA from Pectinophora gossypiella (pink bollworm), 2856 nucleotides. RefSeq lists its product as uncharacterized. Bases 61 to 2724 code for a protein of 887 amino acids. The record is from RefSeq and is a predicted model, not a curated record. The transcript has a single exon. Gene Ontology annotation, biological process: DNA integration. NCBI's taxonomy places the organism in Eukaryota, Metazoa, Arthropoda, Insecta, Lepidoptera, Gelechiidae. Gene Ontology annotation, molecular function: nucleic acid binding.
GAUCGUAGUCUACAGCUUAUUUUGUGGCGCGACAGCGAUGCUCAGCCAUUGCGCACCCUAAUGUUAAACACUGUCACGUACGGAUUUUCAAGUGCAAGCUUCCUGAGCACUCGCUGUCUGUGGCAAUUGGGCGAAGAAGUUGUCGAUCCCACUAUAAAGGAAAUCAUCCAACGGGAUUUCUACGUCGAUGACCUUCUGACUGGGGCUCAAUCGGAGAGGGAGCUGCUUUAUAUUCAGCAAUCUGUGGCUGCAUCUUUGGAGAAGGGAGGUUUUCAUCUACGAAAAUAUAGGUCUAACCUACCUACAUUGCUUGAUCAAAAUUUGCAAGACGCGACAGGUGAUCUAAUGAUUAGCAACGCUACAAGCACUUUAGGUGUUGGAUGGAUACCUAAAUCCGAUGAACUUUAUUUCCCAAUCGACCCCCCUUCACCGUCAAAGGUUAUCUCUAAGAGGUCAAUAUUGUCUUCCACUUUCAGGAUUUUCGAUCCACUCGGCUUGUUGUCAUCCUGCACCAUAAAACCAAAGAUGCUACUCCAAGAGCUCUGGGCUGAACAUAAGGUUGGCUGGGACGAUCCCGUGCCAGAGAAAAUUAAGUCUGCUUGGCUCAGUUUUGUUCAGGGAAUCAGCAGCCUUGGGGAAUUAAGGAUGUCCAGGCAUGUUUUAGUUGAUGAACCAGCGCACGUCGAAAUGCACUGUUUUUGCGACGCUUCGCAAAGAGCCUAUGGCGCUUGCAUUUAUCUCAAAUCAUGCAAUGACCAGGGUGAUAGUAAAGUGAGCCUACUAUGCGCUAAGUCGCGCGUUUCACCUAUCGCGCCUACUACGAUUCCACGUUUGGAACUAUGUGCUGCUGUGCUCGGGGCGCAAUUGGCAGCAGCUACUACCCAGGCCUUGCGGAUUAAAAUCGAUCGUCACGUUUAUUGGAGCGACUCAAAAAUAGUCCUAUGCUGGUUACGAACCACAAGGAGAACGAAAACGUUUGUUGCCAAUAGGGUGGGAACUAUAAAGGAACUUACGGAGCCAUACUCCUGGCGAUAUGUGCCCACUUCUCAAAAUCCUGCCGAUCUUGUAUCGCGGGGCGUCGACCCUAGGGAAAUUACUAACUCAGUGAUGUGGUGGCAGGGUCCCUCCUUCCUGCAACAGGAGGAGUCCUUGUGGCCCGAGGCAAAUCUUGAGGCAGAAUCGGAGUUGCCAGAGGUCAAGGUCCUUGCUACUGUGGUGGGGGAAGCCCCUCUCGAUCUUACAAGGAUCUCAAGACUAUCAGUUGCUCAGCGUGCCUAUGCACGCGUUCUUAGAUGGUUUCACAAUGCUAAACGGUCAAAUGCAAAUAAUCAACUUACCGGGUCAUUAUCGGCUUUAGAACUUAACAAUUCAUUAAAUGUGCUAAUUAAAACUUCACAAAGGGACUCAUUUAAUGCAGAUAUAAGUCUUGUUUUAAAAAAUAAACCGCUUAAGUCCAAAUCUGAUCUGAUUUCACUAAAUCCUUUCAUCGACACAGAUGGAAUUUUGCGUGUUGGUGGUCGUAUUUCUGCGUCUGCAUACAGUGUUGAUAAGAAGCAUCCCAUAUUGUUGCACGCUCGUCAUCAAUUCACCAAGCUGCUUUUCCUCCAAGAGCAUGCAAGGCUUCUACAUGCCGGCCCUCAGCUACUACUUGCGUCUGUAAGAGACCGCUACUGGCCCGUGGGCGGACGCAAUUUGGCGCGGCAAGUAGCCAAGAAGUGCCUUGUGUGCCGUCGAUUCAAAGGGCAACAUAUGACGAACAUUAUGGGCAAUCUACCGUCGGAGCGACUUAACCCAGAUUUUCCCUUCACCAACGUAGGCACUGAUUUUGCAGGUCCAUUUCUGAUCACUGAUCGCAAAGGUAGGGGAUGUAAAAUAACGAAAUGUUAUCUCUGCAUUUUCAUAUGCCUCAAUUAUAAGUGCAUACAUUUGGAAGCUGUCAGUGAGCUCUCUAAAGACGCCUUUAUGUUGUCACUGAAAAGAUUUAUUGCUCGCAGAGGUCUGCCUAAGAAAAUUUUCUGUGACAACGGAACAAACUUUGUUGCCGCGGCUCGCGAAAUCAAUGAUUUUUUUAAGUCCAAGGACAAUGUAAACUCCAUUUUUGAUUUCACAGCUCAGCAGGGCAUCGAUUUUAAAUUUUCCCCGGCAUACGCUCCUCAUUUUGGAGGCUUGUUUGAGGCCGGGGUCAAGUCAGCAAAAUUUCACUUGCAUAGAAUAAUGAGUAAUGCACACUUGACAUUUGAGGAACUGUGCUCCUUGUUUUCACAAAUCGAGGCCAUCCUCAAUAGCCGGCCCCUUUGUCCUCUCAGUCCCUCGCCCACAGACCUACAGCCCCUCACUCCGGGACACUUUUUGAUUGGCAGGCCUCUUACCGCACUGCCAGCCGCUCAACUGUUGGACUGCAACACCAAUCGUCUCGACCGCUAUCAGCGCCUGGAGCAGAUUCGUCAGCAUUUCUGGAGACGGUGGUCAAGUGAAUACGUCUCGGAGCUUCAGCAGCGCACGAAAUGGAAGGUCCGGUCCAAGGCUCUGCGGCUUAAUGACCUUGUCUUACUGAAGGAUGACAGCGUUCCUCCACUGGGUUGGCGCCUCGGCAGGGUCAACAAGAUGUUUCCCGGCUCAGAUGGUGUACCUCGCGUUGCUGACGUCAUGACUUCGCGGGGACUUGUCCGUCGCGCCAUCAACCGCAUUUGUCUACUACCCACAGAAGACGACCACUUGUCUUGAGGAGCUUUGUCAGCGCCUUCAACGCCCCGGAGGAUGUCUACGCCUGAAGCUGCGACAGCGUUAGUUUUAAGUUAUUUUUAUUUGUUAGGCGCAGCAUAAUAGUUUUGUGUAAUUCUUUAAUUUUAUAUUUUG